Messenger RNA from Talaromyces rugulosus, 2121 nucleotides. RefSeq lists its product as uncharacterized. The transcript has 6 exons. Gene Ontology annotation, molecular function: alpha-1,4-glucan glucosyltransferase (UDP-glucose donor) activity. Gene Ontology annotation, biological process: glycogen biosynthetic process. The record is from RefSeq and is a predicted model, not a curated record. Lineage: Eukaryota; Fungi; Ascomycota; Eurotiomycetes; Eurotiales; Trichocomaceae. Bases 1 to 2121 code for a protein of 706 amino acids. Gene Ontology annotation, cellular component: cytoplasm.
AUGGCGACCUCCGAGACCCCCAAGCGCGACACCCGAAAUCACCAGCUUUUCGAGAUAGCUACUGAGGUUGCUAAUCGAGUGGGAGGAAUCUAUUCGGUGCUCAAGUCCAAGGCUCCCGUUACCACCGCCGAAUAUGGCGACCGCUACACACUCAUCGGGCCAUUGAACAGGGCUUCGGCUGCCGUCGAAGUCGAGGUUAUGGAGCCAACCGACCCGGCCAUCACCGAAACGAUCGCGUCGAUGAAGGAACGGGGUAUCGACAUUAUCUACGGCCGCUGGCUGAUUGAGGGUGCUCCUAGAGUGCUGCUGAUAGAUACUGGAACUGGCUAUCGCUACCUGGAGGAGUGGAAGGGUGAUCUCUGGAAUACCUCGGGCAUUCCAUCGCCCGAGGGCGACCACGAGACAAACGAAGCCAUUGUCUUUGGAUACUUGGUCGCCUGGUUUUUGGGAGAGUACAUCGCCCACGAGUCGAAACGUGCUGUGAUUGCCCACUUUCACGAAUGGCUGGCAGGUGUUGCUCUUCCUCUGGCAAAGAAGCGCCACAUGGACCUGACCACAAUCUUCACCACACACGCAACUCUCCUGGGUCGUUAUCUGUGUGCGGGCUCGGUAGACUUUUAUAACAACCUGCAACAUUUCGAUGUCGACGCCGAGGCAGGCAAGCGUGGUAUCUAUCACCGGUACUGCAUCGAGAGAGCUGCAGCCCACUCUGCAGAUGUCUUCACGACAGUGUCCCAUAUCACCGCGUUUGAGAGCGAGCACCUGCUCAAGAGGAAACCAGACGGUGUCUUGCCCAACGGAUUGAAUGUGAAGAAGUUCUCUGCGAUGCACGAGUUUCAGAAUCUCCACUCCCAGGCCAAGGAGAAGAUCCAUGACUUUGUUCGCGGCCAUUUCUACGGCCACAUGGAUUUUGAUCUUGACAACACACUCUACUGCUUUACGGCUGGUCGGUACGAGUACCGCAACAAGGGCGUUGACAUGUUCAUCGAGGGUCUAGCGCGGUUGAACCACCGUCUAAAGAACAGCGGCUCCAAAACAACCGUUGUCGCUUUCAUCAUCAUGCCGGCUCAAACAUCCUCGUUGACAGUCGAGGCAUUGAAGGGUCAAGCGGUUGUCAAGUCACUGCGGGACACUCUUGAAAUGGUUGAAAAGGGCAUUGGUCGACGUCUGUUUGAACGAUGCCUGACCUGGAAGGACGGUGACAAUAUGCCUGACGAGAAGGAUCUGAUCACAAGCCAAGAUCGAGUGCUUCUGCGUCGCCGACUGUUUGCCCUGAAGCGCCACACUCUGCCUCCCAUUGUCACGCACAACAUGGUCAACGACUCGGAAGAUCCAAUUCUCAACCAGAUCCGUCGCGUUCAGCUCUUCAACCACCCAUCGGACCGAGUCAAGGUGGUGUUCCACCCAGAAUUCCUCAAUUCAGCUAACCCGGUUCUACCUCUGGACUACGACGACUUUGUGCGCGGCACGCACAUGGGCAUCUUCCCGUCCUACUACGAGCCGUGGGGAUACACGCCGGCAGAGUGUACAGUCAUGGGCGUUCCCAGCAUUACCACGAAUCUGUCCGGCUUCGGUUGCUAUAUGGAGGAACUGAUUGAGAACUCGUCAGACUACGGAAUCCACAUUGUAGACCGACGGUCAAAGGGCGUGGAUGACUCGGUUAAUCAGCUUGCCGACUUUAUGUUCGAUUUCGCGUCCAAGAGCCGGCGUCAACGAAUCAACCAGCGAAACCGAACGGAGCGAUUGAGCGACUUGCUGGACUGGAAACGUAUGGGUCUUGAAUAUGUCAAAGCUCGCCAGCUUGCUCUGCGAAGAGCUUAUCCAAACUCAUUCGACUCCGAAGAGGACUUUACCGACUACAUUGGCGGCACAGCUCAGAAAAUCUCUCGGCCUCUGUCCGUCCCAGGCUCGCCGCGUGAUCGCAGUGGCAUGAUGACUCCUGGCGACUUUGCUUCGCUGCAAGAAGGCCGCGAGGGACUCAGUACGGAGGACUAUAUCGCGUGGAAACUGCCUGAAGAGGAAGACCCGGAUGAGUAUCCUUUCCCCCUCACCUUGCGAACCAAAAAGCCGGGCGACCACGCUCCGUCGCCUCUCGAUUCUUUCUCUCUGAAUGGAAAAUAA